Messenger RNA from Pogona vitticeps (central bearded dragon), 294 nucleotides. NCBI's taxonomy places the organism in Eukaryota, Metazoa, Chordata, Lepidosauria, Squamata, Agamidae. The record is from RefSeq and is a predicted model, not a curated record.
AUGAGUGUUCUCUUUUUCUGGGGCUAUUUCAGAUUGGCAUCGAUCCUCCACGAGGAGUGCUGAUGUAUGGCCCCCCUGGCUGUGGAAAGACCAUGCUGGCCAAGGCAGUGGCCCAUCACACCACUGCUGCCUUCAUCCGAGUGGUGGGGUCUGAAUUUGUGCAGAAGUACUUGGGAGAAGGCCCACGCAUGGUGCGAGACGUCUUCCGCUUGGCCAAGGAGAACGCCCCAGCCAUCAUCUUCAUUGAUGAGAUUGAUGCCAUUGCCACCAAGCGCUUUGAUGCCCAGACUGGGG